AUGAGACUUUCGAUUCAGUUUAUUCUUGUACUUCUAUUGUUCACCGCCGGUUCGUUACAGCUUUUAUUCCCUAAUGCAUGUCUAUUUAUUCCCUUGCAGAAGCCGCUUGUCUGACGAUGCUCGGACUGACUCGUGGUUCUCGGGGCAGCACGGAGGAAAAAAUGUAUUUUCCGGCAGAAGACAAUCUCCCUCCACCGCUGAGCGGUCCAGAGCCGGAAUUGGACAAAACAUACGUGAGACGCAUCGGAUCGGUUGCCGGACGCGAAGUUGGUUACUAUCUGGCCGAUCAGAAACCAAGUUGUUUCACAUUUUCAGAUAAUUCCACGCGCUUGGGAAGAGAAUGAAGAAGAUCGUAAACGGAUUCGCUUGGAUGCCGACGGAAUGCCAGUGAGACCGCAGCCGGUUGUGAGCAGAAUGCUGGGAAGACCUGGAGGACUCUAG
This is a messenger RNA of Caenorhabditis sp. 36 PRJEB53466, 441 nucleotides long. The record is from the annotation of a GenBank genome assembly. NCBI's taxonomy places the organism in Eukaryota, Metazoa, Nematoda, Chromadorea, Rhabditida, Rhabditidae.